Messenger RNA from Fraxinus pennsylvanica, 327 nucleotides. The record is from the annotation of a GenBank genome assembly. Lineage: Eukaryota; Viridiplantae; Streptophyta; Magnoliopsida; Lamiales; Oleaceae.
AUGCAGUUGGUGAGUGCUACGGAAUGGGUGUCAUGGGCGAUUAGGAGGUCAGGAUUGUUGACGAGCCAGCCUUUCUUGCCGGCGCCGAGUUCGGUCAAGAGCAAACAGUCAACAGGUCUCAGGCAGGGAAGUUGGGUGCGGUUGGGGUGUGGAGGUGCAGAUCUAUUGGGUGCGACAGUCGUGGCUGUGGAUCUGUAUUUCGCCAUUCCUUGCAAUGCUACUGUUCGAAUCCGUUCUGGCUGUGCAGAUCCACUGGCGAUGGGUGCGGUUGGCGGUGGGUUUGCUGUGAGGUUGUGGUGUUGGCUGUUGGUUCAGGUGUUGCGAUGA